AUGGCAAUGAAUAACAGCGCCCCAUCCUCACCUUAUCAUGAGGAACCAAAUGAGGAAGCAAAACAAGAAAGAGCAGCUAUCGAAGAAAGGUUAAUUAAUGAAGAGUAUAAAAUAUGGAAAAAAAAUUCACCUUUUCUAUAUGACUUGGUAAUUACUCAUGCCCUAGAAUGGCCUUCGUUAACUUGUCAAUGGUUUCGUGACGUUGAUAAACCUGAAGGGAAAGAUUAUAUGGUACAAAGACUGUUAAUUGGAACUCAUACAUCUGGUGACGAUCAAAAUUAUCUGGAGAUAGCACAUGUUCAACUUCCAAAGGAUGAUAUUAAUGCAGAUCCGAGAAAAUAUGAUGAUGAUAAAGGAGAAAUUGGAGGGUAUGGAGGGAAUGCAGAAACCAGAGUUUCCGUUGUUCAAAGGAUCAAGCAUGAUGGAGAAGUUAAUCGUGCUCGAUAUAUGCCUCAAAAUCAAGAAAUUAUUGCCACUAAAACAGUGAGUGGUGAUGUUUACAUUUUCGAUCGAACCAAACAUCUAUUAAGACCUGUCGCAAACAGCACAUGUUCUCCUGAACUCAGGCUAAAAGGACAUACAAAGGAAGGAUAUGGUUUAGCAUGGAGUCCAUUUAAGGAUGGCCAUUUGUUAGACGCGUCGGAGGAUAUGACGAUUUGUCAUUGGGAUAUAACAGGAUAUACUAAAGAUACACGCACACUUGAACCAUUUCGCGUCUAUCGAGGUCAUGAGGCUGUUGUUGAAGACGUUGCUUGGCAUAGUCUAGAUCAAAAUAUUUUCGGCUCUGUCGGUGAUGAUCAAAAACUUCUCAUCUGGGAUAUACGCUCUGAAAGCACCGAAAAACCAGCACACACUGUUAAUGCACAUAUGAGCGAAAUUAAUAGUCUGGCAUUUAAUCCAAAAAACGAAUUUGUAUUAGCCACGGGUGCAGGAGAUAAGACUGUGAAUCUCUGGGAUCUUCGAAAUCUGAAAACGAAAUUACAUGCCUUAGAAAAUCAUCAAGGUGAAGUAAUUCAAGUCGCAUGGUCACCUUUUGAGGAGACUAUAUUGGCAUCUGCCGCAGGAGAUCGUAGAAUUAUGAUGUGGGAUUUGAGUCGGAUUGGCUCUGAACAAACGGCUGAAGAUUUUGUACACGGUGGACACACAAAUAAGAUUUCGGAAUUCAGCUGGAAUCCUUAUACCCCUUGGGUGAUUGCAAGUGCCGCUGAAGAUAAUAUAAUUCAAGUGUGGCAGCCUGCGCGAAAUAUUUACAUAAUUGAUGAAUCAGAAAUACCACCAGAGGAAACAGAAGAUUGA
This is a messenger RNA of Ambispora gerdemannii, 1296 nucleotides long. The record is from the annotation of a GenBank genome assembly. NCBI's taxonomy places the organism in Eukaryota, Fungi, Glomeromycota, Glomeromycetes, Archaeosporales, Ambisporaceae.